Biomphalaria glabrata is the source of this 3865-nucleotide messenger RNA. RefSeq lists its product as uncharacterized. Gene Ontology annotation, molecular function: protein binding; signaling receptor activity. The transcript has 13 exons. The record is from RefSeq and is a predicted model, not a curated record. Bases 192 to 2417 code for a protein of 741 amino acids. Lineage: Eukaryota; Metazoa; Mollusca; Gastropoda; Planorbidae.
GCUUCUACACUUUGUUUUACGCUUAUGUUGAAAUAUGAUGAUUGCAUUUACAACACUCCGUUGUAUUUACAUAUCAUCAUUUGGGUUGGAAUUAGUUUUGCUUAGAGUGAAGAUUGCAUGUGUGUAUUAUCUCCGUUCAUUAAAAAAGAAACAACAACAACAACUGUGUAUGUUAUUACCGUCUUCUGGUCAUGGUUCAUGUUCGAUUAACAAACACUUUAUUUCUUUUGAUUUACUUGACAUUGGUUAUUAAAUGUGUUGAUACUCAGUUUUGUAAACGUAGAAUGAAGUAUCACAAUCACACCCACUCAUGCAUGAUUGUUGUCAAUGAGACGAGAAAACAUGAUGAAGCUAAUGCAUACUGUAAACAAAAUUUCUCUGGCCAUCUGGUUUAUAUACUUGAUGAGGAAACUAAUACAUUUACAAAAUCUUUGUUGCCUGGCUAUGAUCAGUAUCACAUUGGUCUAAACGACAAAAAACAAAAUAGCGUUUACAGAUGGGAAAACGGAGAGAAAACUAACUAUACGGACUUUGGGAAGCAACAUGUUUCAAGCAUAGCUUUUGAGUAUGUAGUUAUGUACAAACAUUACUGGAUUGAGAGUUAUAAUUAUGAAUAUAAGUUUAUCUGCCAAACCAACGCAGAAAAGGAGUUCUUCUUUUUAAGUGGUUCCAAUUUUAUUAAUAAGACACUCAUAGCAAAAGCACGAUAUAAAGUUUUAUGGGAAUGUGGAGUACUUGACAGAGAAAACCAUCAGCUGAAAUUAUUGUACCGAAAAAUUGAUGGAACCAAUUUACACUUGUACAACGUACAUGGUGCAGAUCUGAAACACGAGAUGACCCCAGACUGUAAUAGUUCUGGCGUAUUCAUCUGCCAGAUUACAAACACACUCAAUAGGAAAGUUGUUAAUUUAGAAGGGAUUCUCAAAGUCCAAUGUGACGCUACUAACUGCAGCGAUAAAAAUUCCGAAAUAAAACUACUGGUUACCGAACAGUCUGGCUAUACGGAAGGGAAGUUUUGUCUUUUCAUGUAUCCGAACUACACACAUGAGAGUGUGCAUAAAGUAGAAACAACAAAAGUUAAAGUCCAAAAGGACAAAUACAGCAUUGACUUUACUUACACUAACGAGAUAUAUUCAAAAGGAGAAUUAGUCAUUAAAUUCCGUAAUGUGACGUCAUCUGAUUAUGGAGGAUAUGUUAUUAGUCUUUGGAAUAAUGCAAAUAGUUUGUCUACACUUUAUUUUAAUAUCACAGGUCCACUACAGUGUCCGAAAAAUCUUACAUCAGAAGUACUGGAUCAUAACUUGGUCAAACUGACCUGGUCACCAAUUAGUGAUAAAAUACAUAAACAAAAAUUUAUCAUAUUUAGAACUGAUAAAGGCGGUGACGUCAACAUUGGCACGGUCUUAAAACAGAACGAAAUAUUAAUGUCUUACAACGUGACUGGACUAUCAGUCAACAUAAACUAUAGUUUCUUUUUAAAAGUGAAGAGUGGUCAGUCCAAGAUCGAGUGUAGAAACCUGACAACUGUUGUUUUAAUACAAGAAAAAGCCGAAGAAGCACAAGAUGGUCAACCACUUGAUGAUAACACUGUGUUCUAUAUAAUACCAAUAGUGGCUCUUGUGGUUAUACUGGUAGUCACCGUGGUCAUCAUUGUCUUGGUCAAGAAAAGAAAAAAGAAAAAUAGUAAAAACGCAUUUACAGACCAGAAAGGCUUUCAAUACAAUUGUGGAUCAGAGACCAUCUCCACCCAACAUUCAAGUCAAAAUAAUGACAACUUUUCUGCUAACACAUUAGACCCCGUGUGUUCAACGGAGGUUGCUGAAAACAUUUACAACAAUGUCCUGGAGCACAAUGCUCAACAGGGCGCCAAAGUUUUAAAACCGGCACGAAAGUCUGGCUCAUCGGUCAAGUUGAAGGACAAGGUUUCUAUGGCAGCUGGGAAAAAGCAAGCCGCCACACUGCCUCUUGGCAAAACGCUGGUCACGUGGGACGACGAGAAGGAAGAUGUCAAUGUCUAUGAAAAUGCUCGAGAGGACACGACAAAUCAAGUCCAAGAGUUUGAAGAUAAAGAGUAUAAUCCCACGCCUUCAAAUGAAGAAAAACUGCCACUCCAAGAGCCGGACGGAGAAGCAUCUAAACGCAAAGAAGACUCUCGGACAAUUAGUCCUGAAGGUCUGGUCUACGUCAGCGUGGAAAUCAACAGAAGCGGCCCCCAGAUUGUGGUGGAAAAACCCAAAGUUGAAGACAAAGUGGACAAGAAGCAGACACAGGAUAAAAAGCAGAAAGAGAUCGUGAAAGAAGUCAAACCAUCUUAUGACCCUGUGGAGUACAGCAGUCUUGACUAUCUGGCUACAUCUGUGGCGGCAACUGAAGAUGGUGUGGGAGGCCUAGAUACAGAGGAGUUGAAGAAUGUAUAGACCUUUUGAAAUAUAUAUAUUUAGUGUUUGUCUGUCAGCGAAAGUUUAUUGUCUAAAGAUUUUUAAUGAAUAUUUUGAAUACAAUGAUAUAGCUGAAUAAUAUAUUUAACAGUGAAUGUAAUUGAAAGAGAUGAUUUGUAAGUGACUCUUAAAUCAUAGAUUUAGAUAGCUAUACGUGGGCUACUAUGCCGUAACUUAUUUAAUAAAAAUACGUCAAUAGCUUACAUUUACUUUCCAUCAUAUUUUCUGUUUAUUUAUACACACUCACAAACUUACACUUUGCAUAUCAAAAAAUUUUUAAAUCCCAUCCGCCAAGUUGAUGAAUAUACAAGAUCUAGUAUUAUUGAAUUCAGGCUUGGGAUUAGCUUAGAAGUAUAUUAUAAUUUUUUUUUACAAAUUGUAAUUAUUUACAACAAAUGUUACAUUACGCUCUCUUGUUUCUCUUAUUAACAUUAUAAUAGUUUCUAGACACUCAAAUAUUUUGUUAUUGCGUGUACAAUGUAUUUUGAGAUGACUGACAACAAUUGUCUUAGUUACUUUGAAGAAACAUAUUACCUUAGCAUUUUUUUUUACUAAAGCUCUAGUCGUAAUUAUAAGUAAAUAAAAAAUGUGAAUUUUUGAUUUAGGUUUAAUGGCCAGCCGAUUAUAACAGAAACGUUUUUGUGUCUGUAUGUUUCGUGUAACGGAGGUAAUAUUUUAAGUGAUAACCUCCUCUCAGACUGGCAUUUAAUAUAAAUUGGGUAUACAAUAGAAUAAUAUCAAGGCUUGUGUGCGAGUACGAAAAUUAAUGAGGAGUGCAGCAUUUCAUGUGGCUGGUGGGUAGGUAGGUAGGUCGGUAGGUGGAUAGGUAGGUAGGUGGAUAGGUAGGUAGGUGGAUAGGUAAGUAGGUGGGUAGGUAGGUAGGUGGGUAGGUAUGUAGGUGGGUAGGUACGUAGGUGGGUAGGUAAGUAGGUAGGUAGGUAAGUAGGAAGGUAGGUAAGUAGGUGGGUAGGUAAGUAGGAAGGUAGGUAGGUGGAUAGGUAAGUAGGUGGGUAGGUAGGUGGGUGGAUAGGUAAGUAGGUGGGUAGGUAGGUAGGUGGAUAGGUAAGUAGGUGGUAAGGUUAGUAGUUGGGUAGGUGUUUUAAACAUUGAAAAGGAUAUCAAAAACGUCUCUUACGAUAUUCCUAGAAAUUCGACAGUUCCUGUAUAUUGUUGGUAAAUGAAUGACUACUCUUUGAAAACUCUAGGGGCGGGGUGCAUGAGCAGAGUAAAAAUGUCCCAUUGUAUUUUUGUGUAACAUUCGUUAGUUAUUAAGUGAAUAGAAUCGCUCUAGAAGCUGUAUAAAGGAGGUAUUGUCUUUUUAAAAAUGUUUUUCAAUGGAUAUUUUUGGUGUUAAAAAAUAUUUUUUUUAUACUUUAUAUGUUUACAAUUAAUUAAUAAUAAAAUGGAAAACAUUUCCUAUGUGGAAA